CAGUGGAUUAUAGCUCCGUUUUCUUCUUUCCAAAUUUGGCCACACCUGGAUGGAUGAACGCUCCAGUUCCGACACCAUCUUCCAAGAUGAUCCGGACUCCCAGAAUGCCGUUGGUGCUGCUGCUUCUCCUGCCGAUCCUCAGUUCUACAAGAGCUCAGGUUAACCCAGCUGUGUGCCGCUACCCACUGGGCAUGUCGGGAGGCCACAUUCCAGAUGAGGACAUCACGGCUUCCAGUCAGUGGUCAGACUCUACAGCCGCCAAAUAUGGAAGAUUGGACUCAGAAGAAGGGGAUGGAGCAUGGUGCCCUGAGAUACCAGUGGAGCCUGAUGACCUCAAGGAGUUUCUGCAGAUUGACCUGCGCACCCUGCACUUCAUCACUCUGGUGGGGACUCAGGGGCGCCAUGCAGGGGGCCAUGGCAUUGAGUUUGCCCCUAUGUACAAGAUCAAUUACAGUCGGGAUGGCACCCGCUGGAUCUCUUGGCGGAAUCGUCAUGGGAAACAGGUGCUAGAUGGAAAUAGCAACCCCUAUGACAUUUUCCUAAAAGACUUGGAGCCUCCCAUUGUGGCCAGAUUUGUCCGCUUCAUUCCAGUUACGGACCACUCCAUGAAUGUGUGCAUGAGGGUAGAGCUGUAUGGCUGUGUCUGGCUAGAUGGCUUGGUGUCUUACAGUGCUCCCGCUGGACAGCAGUUUGUACUUCCUGGAGGUUCCAUCAUUUAUCUGAAUGAUUCUGUCUAUGAUGGAGCUGUUGGGUACAGCAUGACUGAAGGGCUGGGCCAGUUGACAGAUGGGGUGUCUGGCCUGGAUGAUUUCACCCAGACCCAUGAGUACCACGUGUGGCCUGGUUAUGACUACGUGGGCUGGCGGAACGAGAGUGCCACCAAUGGCUACAUCGAGAUCAUGUUUGAAUUUGACCGCAUCAGGAACUUCACAACCAUGAAGGUUCAUUGCAACAACAUGUUUGCAAAAGGGGUAAAGAUCUUCAAGGAGGCGCAGUGCUACUUCCGCUCUGAAGCUAAUGAGUGGGAAUCCAAUGCCGUGUCCUUCCCCCUUGUCCUGGAUGACGUCAACCCCAGCGCUCGGUUUGUCACGGUGCCCCUCCACCAUCGCAUGGCCAGUGCCAUCAAGUGCCAGUACCACUUUGCUGACACCUGGAUGAUGUUCAGUGAGAUCACCUUCCAGUCAGAUGCUGCAAUGUACAACAACUCUGGAGCUCUGCCCACUUCACCUGUGGCACCCACCACCUAUGAUCCAAUGCUUAAAGUUGAUGACAGCAACACCCGGAUCCUGAUUGGCUGCUUGGUAGCCAUCAUCUUCAUCCUUCUGGCCAUCAUUGUCAUCAUCCUCUGGAGACAGUUCUGGCAGAAAAUGCUGGAGAAGGCCUCCCGGAGGAUGCUGGAUGAUGAAAUGACAGUGAGCCUUUCCCUGCCGAGUGAGUCCAGCAUGUUCAAUAAUAACCGCUCCUCAUCACCAAGUGAGCAAGAGUCCAACUCCACAUAUGAUCGCAUCUUUCCCCUCCGCCCUGACUACCAAGAGCCAUCCAGGCUGAUACGAAAACUUCCUGAAUUUGCUCCAGGAGAGGAAGAGUCAGGCUGCAGUGGUAUUGUGAAGCCAGUCCAGCCCAGUGGGCCUGAAGGGGUGCCCCACUAUGCCGAGGCUGACAUUGUGAACCUCCAGGGGGUGACAGGAGGCAACACCUACUCAGUGCCCGCCGUUACAAUGGACCUGCUCUCAGGAAAAGAUGUGGCUGUGGAAGAGUUCCCCAGGAAGCUCUUAACUUUCAAGGAGAAGCUGGGAGAAGGCCAGUUUGGGGAGGUUCAUCUCUGUGAAGUGGAGGGAAUGGAAAAGUUCAAAGACAAAGAUUUUGCCCUAGAUGUCAGUGCCAACCAGCCUGUCCUGGUGGCCGUGAAAAUGCUCCGAGCAGAUGCCAACAAGAAUGCCAGGAAUGACUUUCUUAAGGAGAUCAAAAUCAUGUCCCGGCUCAAAGACCCAAACAUUAUCCGCCUCUUGGCUGUGUGCAUCACUGAGGAUCCUCUGUGCAUGAUCACCGAGUACAUGGAGAAUGGAGACCUCAAUCAGUUUCUUUCCCGCCAUGAACCCCCCAGUUCUUCUAGCAAUGCACCCACUGUCAGUUAUGUCAACUUGAAGUUCAUGGCUACUCAGAUUGCCUCUGGCAUGAAGUACCUUUCCUCUCUGAAUUUUGUCCACCGAGAUCUGGCCACACGAAACUGCUUAGUGGGAAAGAACUACACCAUUAAGAUAGCUGACUUUGGGAUGAGCAGAAACCUGUACAGUGGAGACUACUACCGGAUCCAGGGCCGGGCAGUGCUCCCCAUUCGCUGGAUGUCUUGGGAAAGCAUCUUGCUGGGCAAAUUCACUACAGCAAGUGAUGUGUGGGCCUUUGGGGUCACCCUUUGGGAGACGUUCACCUUUUGCCAGGAGCAGCCCUACUCCCAGUUGUCGGAUGAACAGGUCAUCGAGAAUACCGGAGAGUUCUUCCGAGACCAAGGGAGGCAGACUUACCUUCCCCAGCCUGCCAUUUGCCCUGACUCUGUGUAUAAGCUGAUGCUCAGUUGCUGGAGAAGAGACACCAAGCAUCGUCCCUCGUUCCAGGAAAUCCACCUUCUGCUCCUUCAACAAGGGGAUGAGUGACGCCAUCAGUGCCUGCGACAUUCUGGUGGCCCAGGCCUCCCACAGCACCUACCACUUACCCACACCUGUCACUCCAGCUGGACAUUCAUGGACCUGAGAGGCGGAGGCUUGUCGCUUUAUCUCUCUCUGUCCCUCCUCUCCCUCCACCCCUCCACUCUCAACACCCAGCCAGUAUAUACUCUUUUGUUUUUUACAUUAAAUAACUAAAAGAAAAAAAUCCUAGGGCAGAUGAAAUCUAGCAAAGAAGUUUUACUUGAUGUACCGAAGUGUUGGAUAACAAAGGCUAACAAAUUGAGAUAAUUGAUAAAGGUUGUGCAUGUGUUUAUAAAUGUGCAGAUGCUGCAAUAUUUUUCCAUGUCACCUUUGAAAAAAAAAUUCAGAAGGAAAAACUUGAAGAAUACUAGUAUGCUCGGAAACAAAAUUAUGUUCAGGUAAAAUACUUGGUACAUGCGGAGAAAGUGGUAACAAUGAUAGUACUAGUCACAGGUGGCUUAGCUUCCUUACUUGACCUGACCUCUGGGCAUGUGAUACUCUCUGUAUUUCCUUCUCUUGUCAAUGUUUUGAAAAAUACCAGUUUCUUCAAAUGGGUGUUUAGAUUACUCAUGGACCAGGGUCAGAGGUGAUGUUUAUCUCAUGGAAAACAUGAAAAAUAUCUACUAUAAGGCUACAGGAAGAAGAAUUGCCAUUUGCAAAUAAAAAUAGCUCAUGCAUGGAAGGAUUCUUGAAUAGAGCACAGGCAUAGGAAAAGUGGUCAGAGGAGGAUGGGCAAGGUGUGCUAUCAUUUAUGAUUUCUGCAAGGGGACCUCCUUUUUAUCCUGUUUGGAUGUGUAUUUCAGUGAAAAUCUGGUUAUGGCAAUAUUUUCGGAUGUGUGUUUUAUAAGAACCUGUUUGAAUCAGUAGUAAAUUGUGGGGUUUUGGUCUUUUGAUCUGAAUUGCCUUUGGGACCUGUGGGCUGGGGGUUGAAUUUCUGAGGUGUGACAUCUGAAGGGCAGAUACAAUAAGGAAUAGAGCUGUUUUGAUGUUCCUGAAGGGUUGAUGAGUGAAGGGAAGUAACAAGGAGGUUGAAUGCCUUAUUAGGAAUAGCAUAGUUACAAGCAGCAUAUAGGCUGCCUGCCUCCAGAGGCAAGAAGUCUCUUAGCACUUCAGUGACCUCUUCAGAGAUGCAGAUACAUGCUAAAGAACUGAGCAAAAGGACAUGAGCUGUUAUACACGAGCUAUAUGGCUAUAUAGGAUACUGAAUGUUCUCCUCACCCUGGCCUUGACCCCAGAGAGGCACAGGCAAGCAUAAUGCAGACGCUGCCUACUCUACUGCUUUGUAGACACACCCUUCUCCUGGACUUGUGUGAACAAGAGAAGAGAAAGAAUGAAGCUCUGUUUUCAGAAUUGAUGGAAACUGCAGGCAGAGUUUUCCCACAAGGUGGACCCUGAGCUCCACACUGCGCAAAUCCUCAGUUUCUGUUUCUGAGGAGAAACAGGAAAAAAAAAAAAAAAAAGAUUAAGCUUCCUAAACUGAGAAGAAAGAGCCUGUGUUGGGCUUCUGUUCCCUCACCGAGUCCACUUCAGACAGUCUCUUGGGAACUUGAGAAUUUCCCCCAUCCAACCUUCAGCAUCUUCACUUGACUGAGUACAAAUCCCAACCCCCAGGUCUCAUUUCAUGGGCCUCUUCCCCUAGCAAAGGCCAUCUGCUAUAGGGGCCCUGAGAACCUGGCUUUCCCAGGACUGACAUUGGAGAGAUCUUUGGUUUGGGAGCUAAGAGCGCAUGGAUUUGGGAUCUCCAACCCUGUUUCUGCCUCAAGCCAAGUGUGCCAUCUUGCAGAAAUGAGUUUUCCUGGCUGGGCUUUUGUUUCAUUAUCUAUUAAGUGAGAAAAUUGGAUUAGUUAGUCUUGAAGCCUCUUCCAGUUCUUCGAUGUUCCCUGCUCUUUGGAUAAUUGGAUCUAUGAUUAAUGGGGAUUCAAUGAUGUGGUCAUCUGCUCUAAAAAUUGUAGUCAGUAAAAUAGAUCAUGCAGUAAGGUAGCUAUACUCGAGUAAUAGGAAGACUUGCUACUUGUACAGUGCUUUCACAUUUACCAAGCGAUUGCACAUACAUUCUCUUAUUUGAUAUGUGCAGCACCAGACAUGUUCUCUUAUAACUUGGGACCCUAAACCAAGACAAUUUCAUCAACAAGAGAACUACUAGCAACAGCUUACCCACUACACUCUUCUUUCUACAUCAAUGCCAGCUUCGUUUAUUAUUCAGAGUUUUCCAGAAAAACAGAACCAAUAGUGUGUGUGCAUGUGUGUAUAUAUAUGUGUGUAUAUCGAUACAUAUAUAUGCAUUGUUCCCAGAUAUACUCAUAAUCCAUAUACUUACAUGAUUUAAUAUCAGUAUAUAAGGAAUGACUCACAUGUUUGUGGAGGCCUAGAAGACCCAUAAUCUUCCAUCUGCAAGCUGGAGACCCAGGAAAACUGGAGGGUGGAUGACGUAAGUUCCAAGACCCCUGGCCUCCUGUUCAAGCAGUCAUAUAGAGACCUAAUUCCCUCCUCUUUUUCUUCCAUCCAGACUCAACAUAUUGGGUGAUAUCAUCUGUAUGGUGGGGUCAAUCUGCUUGACUCAUCCACAACUUCAAAUCUUAAAUCUCAUCUGGAAAUAGCUUAACAGACACACCCAGAAAUAAUGUUUAUUCUGGGAAUUGAAUGCCCCAGUCAAGAGAACACAUAACCUUAAUCAUAAAGAAGGGACUUGAAACUGGUUCCCGCAGUCUGUUCUACACACAGUCUGUUGGGCUACAUCCAUGACUUACAGGACAAGAGAAAAUAAAAACCAUCCCCUUCCCUUUGCCUUAUUUCUUUUUACAAUUCUGC
Messenger RNA from Condylura cristata (star-nosed mole), 5492 nucleotides. RefSeq names its product discoidin domain receptor tyrosine kinase 2 (gene DDR2). The transcript has 17 exons. NCBI's taxonomy places the organism in Eukaryota, Metazoa, Chordata, Mammalia, Eulipotyphla, Talpidae. The record is from RefSeq and is a predicted model, not a curated record. Gene Ontology annotation, biological process: multicellular organism development; cell surface receptor protein tyrosine kinase signaling pathway; protein phosphorylation. Gene Ontology annotation, cellular component: membrane; signaling receptor complex. Gene Ontology annotation, molecular function: collagen binding; protein tyrosine kinase collagen receptor activity; ATP binding. The coding region runs from base 54 to 2651 and encodes 865 amino acids.